UCAGUACAGUCAAUACAGGUGACUGAAAGACCUUGCACAUGUCAAGAGUUGAAAAUUGUAACUUAAAGCCAAUUUCACGGGUCUUAGAUUGCCAAUGUUACCGGUCUGUGAGCUCUACCGAAGUACCAAUCAAGUCUAGAGACCAACAUUCAUAAUCUGGAACACGAAGAGUGAUUGGAAGUCCAAAACCUCGGUCAAACAAGUACCAACGCAAAGAUAAUUUCUUGAGGAUUCUGAAAUUAUCUGUUUCUGAGAUGUACUCCUCAGAUGUGAUCCCACCUACUGAAAUUCUUCUGGUUGCAAUCCGUCCAUUGUACGUUUUCUUGAUCUCCUCAGGUUUGGGGUUGGGCGGGGGUAGGCGAGAGAGCAAUUUAUUUUCUUUCCCAUAUCACCGAUCUAUAAUGCCAAACUCUAUCGACAAAUGCAUCCUGUGACAUGAUCCACGACAACUGAAAUACCAACAGGCUGCAGGAUGUGAGGCCAGCAUGCCAUUGCAUUCUGUUAUGGGAAAUUUUCUCGCUACUCAAGGUUUUGAUUUAAUCUAGGACGGGGUUGGGGCUGCAUGGAGCUCUUCGGUGAUCUACUUCGCAAUGUCCACAUCGAUCACAUUAAAGUGAUUGUCGCUGCGGGCCUCCAAGCGUCGAAUCACAACGGUGCUUGUACAUAAAAGCAAUUCGAGUGGGCAUACGAGAAGACUCCAUGGCCUUGAUGCCUUGGGUCGUUUCAAAUGGUUAAAACACAAUCUCCAGACUUCAGCAACUGCCUGUAUUUGACACGCUCAGGCAAAACCUGGGGAUGUCAAACAGCGUGUUUUCUUUUCUUCAAGCUUGCAGACUCGAUGCCUGCAGAUUUGAGCGUGCGUGCAUUUGACCUCUUUGAUGAGACAAGUCACAUUUGUCAUAUUUAUUCUUUCGCUUCUUCAAUGUGGCCAUCAAUCAGAAGAUGCGGGUUUUUGGCGCUAUCUGAAGAUGACCUUUCAGGACGGCAAGUCCAUCGGGUCGAACUACCACUUUCCCGACAAAGUUCAGACUACGAAUUCAGAAAUAUAGGGGUUGAAAACCUUCGACAUACAUUGUGGAGAGUGUGUUUUCCAUGAACAACCAGAUUCAGGGUAGAAUUCCCACAGGGCCAUAUGAUGACCGAAAGAAUUUUGACAUUUUGUGGAACGACGUGGCUGGUGACAGCAUGGUAUGAGCACCAGCCGAGAUGAAAAG
Messenger RNA from Marchantia polymorpha subsp. ruderalis, 1214 nucleotides. Lineage: Eukaryota; Viridiplantae; Streptophyta; Marchantiopsida; Marchantiales; Marchantiaceae. The record is from the annotation of a GenBank genome assembly.